Messenger RNA from Ostreobium quekettii, 1569 nucleotides. The record is from the annotation of a GenBank genome assembly. Lineage: Eukaryota; Viridiplantae; Chlorophyta; Ulvophyceae; Bryopsidales; Ostreobiaceae.
AUGCCUGACCCCGCCCCCUGGACCAUCGGCCGGCUGCUGAACUGGACGACCGACCACUUCACCAAGGUUGAGUCGGACUCCGCGCGGCUCGACGCCGAGGUGCUGCUCGCACACUCGCUGGGGCGCGAGCGGAUCAUGCUCUACGCGGCGUUCGACGAGGUCCCACCGGCGGACACCCGCGAUCGGUUCAAGGCGCUUGUAAAACGGCGCGGCGAGGGCGAACCGGUCGCGUACCUGGUGGGCAGCCGCGAGUUCUACUCGCUCCCGUUCGAGGUCACGCCGGACGUGCUGAUCCCGCGGCCGGAGAGCGAGCUGAUCGUCGUGACGCUGACCGACCGCGUAAAGGAACGCCCCGCCAGUGACGAGCGGCUCAAGAUCGCCGACGUCGGGACCGGCAGCGGCGUCCUGGCUGUCUGCGCGGCGAAGUACGUGCCCAACGCGGACGUGCUGGCGAUCGACGUCAGCCCCGCCGCGCUGGCGGUCGCCAAGCGCAAUGCCCAGCGCCACAAGGUGGACGACCGCGUCUACUUCGUCGAGGCAGACCUGUUCCCCGCCAACAAGCCGGACAUGCGGCUCGACUACAUCGUCAGCAACCCGCCGUACAUCACCUCCGAGGAGAUGACGGGGCUCGAUCCGGACGUCAGGGACUACGAGCCGCACCUGGCCCUCGACGGCGGCCCCCAAGGGACAGACGUCAUCGAACGGCUGCUGCCCGCGGCCGCUCACCGCCUUAAGCCCGGCGGGUCGCUGCUGAUGGAGAUCAGCCCGAUGAUCGCCCCCCGGGUGGAACAACUUGUAGAUCAGACCCCAGGCCUCGAGCGCCGGCCGACGAUCCGUGACCUGGCCGGUCACGCGCGGAUCGUCGAGGCGCAGGUAGGCGAUCUGCUCGCCGAGCGUUUCUCUGAGCAGGCGCCGCCGGAGGCGACCAGCGUCACCGACCGCGGCGUCACGUUCCGUUGGGGCUCGAUCAACGGCAACUACACGCUGGUCGAUCGGCCCAUCCCGUGGGAGCGUCUGGAAGGCCCAUGCGCCACAGCGUGGUACUGGCCCGACGCGAAGCAGUCGCUGCAGGGCCACUCGCACCACCUGUUCGUCACGCUGGUCGACGACGAGAAGAAGCCGAUCCACACCGCGACGCGGAUGACGCGGCUGGUGGCCGCGCUGGCGCUGGUCGCCGACGCCACCGGCAUCGUGUGGGGUCCCAGCGGCCUGGUGCACCGCCCGGAGGACUUCGCCACGCUCGCGGCCGCCAUCACCCCGCAGGACCUGCCGCUGCACCUGUGGAUCGACUUCCGCGUCACGCAGCACGAGGACUCGGACGCGCUGGCCCUGUUCACCACCGGCCUGGAGUCGCUCGGGCACCGCGAGUUCGAGGUCCCGUACUUCGCCGGCGACGCGCAGCACCUGGCCGGCGCCACGUACAACGUCGCGCAUUACGUGAUGGAGAAGGGCCCGAUUUUGAAGGACGGCGAGGCGGUGGGCCUGCCGGACGGCGGCCAGGUCAACGUGAACCUCGGCCCGUCAAUGAUCGACCCGGACCAAGAGGUGGUGCAGCUGACGUUCGAGUAG